AAGUCAAACAGAAGUUAGAAGAGGACAGAGCUUUUCUGUUACAGGAGAAGAUGCCUCCAGUUACUGAAUUUGGAGUUGUCUGAAGAAGAGUUCUUAUUGUAUCUUAAUUAUGGAGGAGAAAGAAGAAAGAGUUCCCUAUGGCAUCCCAGAAAUCAGCGAGAGUUUGAUUCAAAUAAAGACCCACCAGAUCAGUCGCCAGAAAGCUCGGAUUGCAGAUCUGCAGCGUAAAGUGGAGAAGCUGGAGAUGGCCUUACGUCAAAUGGCUGCGAGAGAGGCUCGGAAAGCACAGCAUCAGACACAGACAGAAAACCAGGCAAGAGCAGCCGAGAUCAAGAAGCUGCAGCAACUACUAGAAAUUAAGGAUCGAGAGAUGAACCGAGUGAAGAAACUAGCCUGGAAUAUUGUAAAUGAGAGAACUGAGGUGGAAAGAUUCUUCCUAGAUGCUCUGGAACAUGUAAAGCAGGAGAUCAUAUCCAGUAGAAAGCACUAUAGGAAAAAGGCCCAAGCUGCCUAUUGCAGAAAAAUGAUGGAGGCGUGUGCAGGGAAGGAAGAAUUUCCCAAAAUCAAAACAUUCAACAGCAACAUAAAUAGCACAAACAGUGUGUACAGAGACCUAGAAGAAGAAGAGGAACACUACUGGGAAAAAAUCAAGUAUGAAAAAGUGGACAUCAGUGAAUUGACAUGGGAACAAAAAGAACAAGUCCUGCGAUUGCUUUUUGCCAGAAUGAAUGGCACAAAUCCAUGAAAAUACACCAGAGUUUUCACUACUUCAGCUCCAGCUCCUGACAGUACUACAGAAGAAAGCAAAAUUGGGUAAGAUCAUAAAUUGCACCACACUAUCCAACAUCUCCUUAGUCCUGGUUAUAUAUAAAUGGAUGCAAUUGUCACAGUCAUCCCACCCCCUUUCAAAGCCUUUGGUUGGGCUGAAGAUUAGUGGGUCUACACACAGUCUGUAUGCAAUAAACAUACAAAAAGAGAAAGGAA
Pogoniulus pusillus (Red-fronted tinkerbird) is the source of this 984-nucleotide messenger RNA. It is a transcript of the gene BBOF1, whose product is annotated as basal body orientation factor 1. The record is from RefSeq and is a predicted model, not a curated record. Lineage: Eukaryota; Metazoa; Chordata; Aves; Piciformes; Lybiidae. The transcript is spliced from 5 exons. Bases 110 to 745 code for a protein of 211 amino acids.